This is a messenger RNA of Silurus meridionalis, 2556 nucleotides long. RefSeq names its product extracellular calcium-sensing receptor-like. The coding region runs from base 1 to 2556 and encodes 851 amino acids. The record is from RefSeq and is a predicted model, not a curated record. NCBI's taxonomy places the organism in Eukaryota, Metazoa, Chordata, Actinopteri, Siluriformes, Siluridae. The transcript is spliced from 6 exons. Gene Ontology annotation, molecular function: G protein-coupled receptor activity. Gene Ontology annotation, cellular component: membrane. Gene Ontology annotation, biological process: G protein-coupled receptor signaling pathway.
AUGGAGCCCAUCUUUACUCUUUUACAUAUAAUAAUAGUCAUCAUCAAUUUUUCUAAAGGUAAUGGAACUGCUUGUAUACUGCAAGGAGAGCCUGCAUAUCCACAACUAUGGAAGGAUGGUGAUAUCACUGUCGGUGGAGUUUUUCCCUUUCAUAGUAAUUGGGAGGUCACCGACUUGUCUUAUUUGGUCAUACCACAAACAACGAAGUGUAUUAGUCUUGAUUUCAGAGCCUUUCAGUAUUCACAGUCUUUGAUAUUUGCAAUAGAGGAGAUUAACAACAGUACCACUUUAUUGCCUGGAAUCUCACUGGGGUACAAGAUAUUCGAUACCUGCAGUUCAUCAACAAUGGGAGCGAGAGUUGCAAUGACACUUGUGAAUGGAAAUGAGAACUCAGUCUUGGAUGAGAUCUGCACAAAGCCAGCCCAGGUGCAGGCCAUCAUUGGCGAAACCUACUCUUCUGUGUCCAUGGCUAUUGCACAGGGCAUUGGACCCUUCAGCAUUCCCUUAAUCAGUCACUAUUCCACCUGUGAAUGUCUCAGUGACAAGAGAAAAUAUCCGUCAUUCCUUCGCACAAUUCCCAGUGAUUAUUACCAGAGCAGAGCGCUUGCAGAAAUGGUCAAGCACUUUGGCUGGACCUGGGUGGGAGCAAUGAGAAGAGAUGAUGACUACGGUAACAGCGGGAUGGCUGCUUUUACUGAAGCUGCAGAACAGUUGGGCAUCUGUUUGGAAUAUUCCAUCCCAUUUUUUAGAACCUAUUCACAAGAAAGAGUGAUGAGAAUUGUCGAGCAAAUCAAAAGCUCCACUUCUCGAGUCAUUAUUGGAUUUCUUGACAACUGGGAUUUGGAGAGUUUACUGCCAGUAUUUUUUAAGCACAAUAUAACUGGAUUUCAAUGGGUUGGAACUGAAGCCUGGAUUUUUGAUACAGAAUUGGCCACAAUGGAUAAACACCAUAUACUGAAAGGAGCUAUAGGUUUGGCUAUCCCCAAAUCGAAGGUGACGGGUCUGCAGGACUUCAUUUUAGAUAUACAUCCACUAAAAACUGUAGGCAGUGCCAUUUUUACUGAAUUCUGGGAGGCUUUGUUUAGCUGUAAGUAUGCAGUGCAAAAUGGUACAGAGGAGACACCAGUUUGCACCGGGAACGAAAAGCUGUCUGAGGUGGAAAACACAUUUACUGAUAUGACCCUUAUGCCAAUAUUCAACAAUGUGUAUAAAGGGGUUUAUGCAAUUGCUCAUACCUUACAUGAACUUCUUGGCUGCAAACAAACAUGUCCUACAAAUAAACAGCCUGAUCCUUUCACAUUCCUACAACAGCUUAAGAGAGUGCAUUUCAAAACCAAAGAGGGCGAAGAUGUGUUUUUUGACAGAAAUGGUGACCCUCCAGCUAAAUACGAAGUAAUAAACUGGCAUUUGAAUAACGAGAAUCAGCACGAGUUUGUCACAGUUGGACAUUAUGACUCAUCUUUAACUGGUCAAGACCAUUUAUUUAUAAAUGUGACCACUAUUAUGUGGGCACAGAAUACAAAUCAGGUGCCAAUGUCUGUAUGCAGUGAGAGUUGCCCUCCUGGCACAAGAAAAGCUGUACAGAAAGGAAAACCCAUCUGCUGUUUUGACUGCAUACCAUGUGCUGAUGGAGAAAUCAGUAAUAUGACAGAUUCCAUUGAAUGUCAGCAAUGCUAUCAGGAUUACUGGUCAAAUCCACAGAGAAAUGAAUGUGUAAAGAAGGAAAUUGAAUACUUGUCCUACAAAGAAACGAUGGGAAUUUUGCUAACAGCUGUUUCAAUUAUUGGUGCAUUUAUGACAAUGGUAAUAGCAAUUAUUUUCUUUAGACAUAAAAAUACCCCAAUUGUCAAGGCCAACAACUCUGAGCUGAGCUUCCUGCUGCUCUUCUCACUGACUCUGUGUUUCCUCUGUUCACUUACUUUCAUUGGUCAGCCCUCUGAGUGGUCCUGUAUGCUGCGGCACACAGCGUUUGGGAUCACCUUCGUCAUCUGCAUCUCCUGUGUUCUUGGAAAAACAUUAGUGGUGUUGAUGGCUUUCAGAGCUACACUUCCAGGCAGUAAUGUCAUGAAAUGGUUUGGGCCUCCACAACAACGACUGAGUGUUCUGUUUUUCACUCUUAUACAGGUCCUUAUUUGUGUGCUUUGGUUGACAAUAUCUCCUCCUUUCCCUUUUAAAAACCUUAAGAGCUACAAGGAAAAGAUUAUUCUCGAAUGUCAUUUGGGCUCCAACCUAGGUUUCUGGGCUGUGCUGGGUUAUAUAGGAUUUUUGGCCCUCUUGUGUUUUCUUUUAGCUUUUCUGGCAAGGAAGUUGCCUGAUAAUUUUAACGAAGCCAAAUUUAUUACAUUUAGUAUGCUAAUCUUUUGUGCAGUUUGGCUCACAUUUAUUCCAGCGUAUGUCAGUUCACCUGGAAAAUUCACAGUAGCAGUAGAGAUCUUUGCCAUUUUAGCAUCAAGCUUUGGCUUAUUAUUUUGUAUAUUUCUUCCAAAGUGUUAUAUAAUCAUACUGAAACCUGAGAAGAACACCAAAAAGCAACUUAUGGGCAGUUAUAUGAAGUAG